GCCAACUGUUAAAUUCUGCUUUGUGGAACAUCUCCCAAUCUCAUCCAUACUGCAGGCGUAUUCCAUUACCAUGAAGAACGUACCGAUUUAUGGGUUUUUAUCGAACAGUAGUAUCACAAACCUCCAUCACUUAGGAGCUUUCUGGUGUCCCGUGAUGGUCCAACACCUACCAUGAUACUUUAUUUUAGUUUCAUCUUUUGGUACUAAAUUGUACGCCUAUAAAUUUUAUAUGGAAUAGUCUCAAUAGGAUAAUGUUGCAUAUCAAAUGAUGGAGAGAGAUAGAGUGACAGAGAGAGGAGUAGGUAAAUGCACAAACGAAGUAUUUUGAGCUGGUUGAGAUACAAUGCAGACUAGUGUCCUUAAUUAGCAUGAGAAGGGGAUCUCCGUAAGUUCCUCACUCUAUUAUGUUUACGUGUGGAGGUCACUUGAUCUGUGCUUGCAUUUCGAUAUGGUCACAUUCAACAAAUUGUGAUGUUCUUCCACAGUGCCAGAGUUCUGUGAAGUUUGGUGUGAACGCCAGAUGUUGAUAUAGUAUCAGAAGACUUCAGUCCCCUGGAGAGACUGGAGAUUGAAAACCUCAGAAUGCAUAAAAAUGAACUCUUACUUGACAUAGAGAAGCUGAAGUCGGAGAUCGAAAAUGUCAUGGCAGAAAUACAAGAUUUCGAGGAGGCAGAGGAGAACAAGGUCAACGAGAGGAAUAAGCAGUUUGCAAGUGGCAAGAAGAAGUUCAACAUGGACCCCAAGAAGGGUAUUCAGUACCUGGUGGACAAUAAGAUCCUGGAGUGGAGGCCCCUGGCGGUGGCGGAGUUCCUGUACAAAGAGGAAGGACUGAACAAGACCGCUAUAGGUGACUUCCUGGGAGAGAGAGAUGAUAUGAAUAUUCAAAUACUGAAAGCCUUCCUGGAACUGCAUGAAUUUUCUGACCUAAACUUGGUUCAGGCUUUGAGGCAGUUCCUGUGGAGUUUCCGUCUGCCCGGGGAGGCGCAGAAGAUCGACCGCAUGAUGGAGGCGUUUGCCAUGCGUUACUGUGACUGCAACCCCGACAUGUUUCAAUCCACAGACACCUGUUACAUCCUGUCUUUCGCAAUCAUCAUGCUGAACACCAGCCUACACAACCCCAAUGUUAAGGAUAAGACCACGCUGGAGCGUUUCAUCAGUAUGAAUCGUGGUAUCAACAACGGUGGGAACCUUCCGGACGAGUUGCUGAUGAAACUCUACGAGAGCAUCCGGAGCGAACCUUUCAAAAUCCCAGAGGAUGAUGGGAAUGAUCUCACUCAUACCUUCUUCAACCCUGACCGAGAAGGCUGGCUUCUAAAGCUGGGUGGCCGUGUGAAGACCUGGAAAAGGAGGUGGUUCAUUCUUACUGAUAACUGUCUCUACUACUUUGAGUACACCACGGAUAAAGAACCUAGGGGCAUAAUUCCACUAGAAAACCUGUGCGUGAGAGAAGUGGCGUAUCCACGCAAACCGUACUGCCUGGAGCUGUACAAUCCCAACAGUCGGGGGCAGAAAAUCAAGGCGUGCAAAACUGAAACAGAUGGGCGGGUCGUGGAGGGCAAGCACCAGUCGUACAUGAUCUCAGCAGCCACGGCCGAGGAACGUGACGACUGGAUCGAGUCCAUCAGAGCAAGCAUCACCAAGGACCCUUUCUAUGACCUGGUGACUGUUCGCAAGAGGAAGGUCAUCAACAAUGUGGCUCAUGAGUGAGGAGAACUCCCACCUAGGAUUGUUAAGGAAUGUACACAUGGCUGAGGACCAGGGAGGGCCUUAGCUUUGCCUGACUGCAAUACUGACGCUUGGAGAGUAGGACGCAUUAACGAACAACUGGAUCGACAGUCAGAAGAUGCAGACAAGAGCCCCUGUGCACCAGCCUGUGAGAGGAAAUAAAAACUGAUCUUCACAGUUAUUUAGCAAGUGAAGGGGAUGUGGCUGCGGUUCUAAUACCAGAAACCAUUUCACAUUACUACUGCUGCCCUGCAAGGACCAGUAAGGAGAUCAGAAGACACAGACUUUUGAAAUAACCUUCCAUGAUCGGGUGGGCAGGUGUUGAUAUGAAAGACCAUUAUGAAGAAUGGGAACUUUCAGUAUUAUAAUGGAGUUAACUGACAAGUUGCAGCCAGAUCAUUGCUCAAACAAACGGUGUCAAAACCCACGGCGUCCACUGCAUAUCGACAAACAUGCUGGCUUUAAAAAAGAUAUUUUAUAAAAAAGAAAAAUCGCUGUACCAAUAUAUCUCCGAUCAUUUCUUUUAUCAUUUAUACCCAGCGCGUGAGAGCCACAACCUCCUCAUUCCUCAGACUUCUCAUGAAAAUGCGCAAGAAAGCGUUUCAGAUCAUCAUGCAAGCCAAGGGUUAAUGAAAAUAAAAACCAGGGACCUUUUAGUGCAAGAUGGAAGAAGGAACGAAACAGAGAAGUAAUCGUCAGGAAGACGAAAGAAUGUCAGGAAAAAGCAGCUUGUUUUUAACCAAGCCAUUUUCACUUCCGCCAACUCGCAGUAUAUUUAGCAUCAAACAGUUUAUAGUGAGUGAGGUUCCCAUCAGAUGUAAAGGCGUGUGUGCCACCUUCGCCUACUGAUGUGUGACUGAGAAAGGGUGCGGGUCUCGUGUCAACAUCAUCGGCGCCCCAGCAGACGCGGCUCGAAAAGCGACCCUAACGCCGCCUGGCGAUCGGAAGGAAGAACUGGUGGGAUUAAAUCCCUGAGGGUAAACUAUGUGUGUAAAAAAGGAACAUGACUUUGAAAUCAAUGCAAAGUUUGUUUCUGUUUCUAAACAAUAAAUAAAGAAAACUGGCGUGCUUAUGUGAGACAAGCUACACAGUGUUGGGCAAAAUUUUCAAAAGUGGAAAUGUUCACACUAAGAUGAGAUUCUACACUGUAAGAUAUUUUAAUUUAUUUUUAAGUGGUUUGCUGUUUAAAAUGUGUUUUAAGUGUGCACACUUAUAUAUAAAUGUUGUAAUAUUUAAAUAAACUUGUUUGACCUUUAAGCCUCUUUAUUUUGGA
Molecule: messenger RNA, 2998 nt
Organism: Paramormyrops kingsleyae
Lineage: Eukaryota; Metazoa; Chordata; Actinopteri; Osteoglossiformes; Mormyridae
Product: cytohesin-3-like
Biological process (GO): regulation of ARF protein signal transduction
Molecular function (GO): guanyl-nucleotide exchange factor activity
Source: RefSeq, a predicted model, not a curated record